Molecule: messenger RNA, 1653 nt
Organism: Plasmodium relictum
Lineage: Eukaryota; Apicomplexa; Aconoidasida; Haemosporida; Plasmodiidae
Product: conserved Plasmodium protein, unknown function
Exons: 1
Coding region: 1-1653 (550 amino acids)
Source: RefSeq, a predicted model, not a curated record
AUGAAUUUUGAAAAAUGUGUUCAGUUUUUAAAAGAAAAUUUCGAAAAUAUUGAAAUACAGAAAAUCGAAGAAGAAGUAAAUUUGUACUUAAUUAAAAAAUUUGAAACAUGUGAAAAUUUGAAUGAAUUAAAUUACGAAAUUGAUGAUAAUUCAUUAAUUGAAUUAAUGGAAAUUUUAUCCAAGUUUGGAAAUAAAAAAGGAAAUUUAUCGAACUUUUCUACAAAAAGAGAAAACAAAGAAAAAAGUUUUAAUGAAUAUUUAUUAAAUAGUUUUGAUAAUAUCAAAAAUGAAGAGGAUUCUUCUGCUGAAUAUGGUAAAUUUCUGAAUGAAGAAGAACAAUUCUGCAUUGAUAAUCAAAGUAUUCUAUUAAAAGAUAAUUGUUAUGACAGUACUACUGAAAAUAACAAUGAGCAAAAUAUAGAAAUAUCUCAUAAUAUAAAUGAAAAAAUAAAUUAUAAAAAUAUAAAAAAAAUAGAUAAUAAUAAUAAUAGUGUUAUAAAGGAAAAUAAUUAUGAAAAUAUGAUGGAUAUAAUGUUUAGUGAUAGUAUAAAUAUGCAAAAAAAAGAUAAAAGUAAUAAUUCUGAGGAAGAGGAGAAAAAUCAAUUUAUUAAGAAUAAAGAAAAUGGCAAUAUAAAUAAGUCAUUGCGAAAAGAAGCAGCAGAAAAAAAAAAUACAACAAUACUAGAAAUACUUUUUAGCAAAUCAUUAUUAGACAACGAGAAUAUAAAACAAAAUAUUUAUGCAAAAAAAUUUUAUAUUAUAAAUGAAGAUAUGUUUAUCAACAUUAUUCUUAUAUUAGAUAGAAUUAUAUUACAACUAAUUGUAUAUUAUAAGGAAAAAAAAAUAGAGAUAGAAGAACAGAAUUCUCAUUUUGAAAGAUUUUUUAAUAUAUUAUAUAUACUGUUAAGUAAUAUAAGCUUUUAUUCUAACGAAGAAAAAUAUAGAACUAUUAAAUUGAGUAACAGUAAAGUUAAAAAUUAUUUUUUGAUUAAUUCUGAUAUUUUUAAUUUAGUUAAAUUAUUGUUUGAAAUUUUGAAUUUCAACACAAGCUAUAGUAAUAAUUUAAAUAAAGAAGAUUUUCAAAAGUUAGAUGUAGAAAUUAUUAAUCCAGAAUCUUGUAAUUUAAUAUGGAAAUUUGAAAAAACAUUUACUGAUAAAGAUUCUAUUUUGUUUGAAUUUGUUUUGUCAUCAAUUAAAAUAAUUAUGAGUAUAAUAAAUAAAAUUGCAUCCAAAAAAUGGAUUACUAUUGAAGAAGGUGAGUCAAUUAAUAAAAUGCAUAUGAUAAGUAAAAAUGAAAAUGAUCGCAGGUUAUUCCUAGAACAAAAGAAAGAGUUAGAAAAAAUAUCUAAUAGAAGUACCCCAAUUAAUAAUAAAAUACUUCAGAUUCAUCAAAAAAAUAAAGAAGAACAACAAGCAAUAAAUGAUAUUCGAAAAUUACAUAACGAAAGAUAUAAAGAACAUAAAGUUUAUGGAAGUAAUGAAAAAUCUGAUAAAAAUAAAAAUUCAUGGAAUAAAAAAAUUUGGGAAUCCAAAGAAAAUAAUAAAUUCUCAAAAGAUAAUUUAUUUUUAAAUGAAGAGUUAGAUGAAAAAAAAAAAUUGAAAAGUAAAAAAAAAAUAAAAAAUUUUUUAAAAAAAUUAUUUAAAAAAAACUAA